This is a messenger RNA of Thelazia callipaeda (thelaziosis nematode), 853 nucleotides long. The record is from the annotation of a GenBank genome assembly. Lineage: Eukaryota; Metazoa; Nematoda; Chromadorea; Rhabditida; Thelaziidae.
CUGUAAUUUUAUCAGAAAUUAGUUUGAAUUUGAAUAUACGUUGUAGGCACGUGCGGCAGUGGAACGCCAAGCGGAAUUAAACGCAGCAAUUGAGUCCGAAUUGCACAGAUUUAAUUCAGAUUUUGAUCAUCGCUUCAAAAAACUGUACAAUCGGAUUUGCAAUAUUCGUCGUAAUUUUCAACAACGAAUUGAAUUUUUGAAGAAUAUGUAUCAGCAUUAUAAUGAGCAUUUGGCAAGAUAUAGCAACACUCGCUCUGUAGACCUUCAAGACAUUCGACAAAUGAUAGAUAAAUUAGAACGGGAUCUCAUAUUCCUUCAACGCGUUGGACGAGCGCUCAUUGAAGCUUCAAAAUGCUAUCUAUCGGAAGUUCAUUUUAAUGAUAUUGAAUCUACGAUGAUUACAAGUAAGAAUGAACUUGAUGAAGCAGAAGAAAUUCUUGUCGAAAAAUCUGAAGAUUUAACUGCAUAUAACACAGAUCAAUUUUCGCUUACACCAAAUUUGCAAUUCAAUGAUUCUGUUCCAAAGGAACAUACCGAGUUCAAGGAAAUAUUGCAAUUGGUUCAUGAAUCCGUAGAAACUCUUCAACGAUUACCUUGGACUAUCGAAGCUGAGGUUGAUGGAAAAUAUGUUGAUCGAGCGGAUUUACUAGCUGAAGCAAAUGAUCUGCUAGCAAAGUGUAUCACAGUUGGACGAAGAUUAAAGAUAGUUACUGAUGAUAGUGAUGAUGACGAUAACAAUGAUGAUAGUAAUGGUGAUGAUAAUGAUGGUGAUGACAAAGAUGACACAUCUUCAUCUGAAACACGUAGAGAAGCGAUCACAAAUGAUACAACUAUACAUUAUGAAAACAAAUAA